AUGGUUCCCACCUACAAAGGUAAGCCACAGUCGAACGCAAUACUGUCGUCAUUGAUGAUCAAGUUCUCGCGAUCGCGUUUGCUGUGCUUGGCGUGUACGGGCACGAUCGUUUUGGCACUGGGAGUCCACCGACUCGCUUCGGUCAACAUGGAGCGGGCCGAAGCGGUAUUUGUCAAGGCACCGAUCAACGACAUUGCUCGUGAGUGUCCGGCUACCGGUUACCCCGUCCUCGGAGACAAGGGUAAACUCAAGAUUUGUCUCACCACCCUUACGGACGCCAAAGCUGGGUCGGCUUGGCAAAAAAUGCUGCGGUGGCGCAACUUCGACAGUCUGUUAGAUAUGACCUGGCCUAACAAACAAACGUACGUUGAAAAGCACGGGUAUCAUCUCUACGACGAAAGCCAGAGCUUGGAUCGGAAUCGCCCACCGUCGUGGAGUAAAAUACGGGCUGCCCAACGGUUACUGAAGGAAGAGCGCUGCGAUUGGGUGUUUUGGCUAGACGCCGAUACGGUAGUUAUGAAUUCAUCCAAACGAGUCGAAGAUUUCUUGCCCUUGGAAGAAGGUAAAGAUUUGAUUAUUACGAGUCAAAAAGGUGGCAGCUACAAUGCCGGCGCAUGGCUGAUCAAGAACACGCCGUGGUCACUCGAAUUCCUGGAUCACUGGUGGAACAUGAAGGAUUUCGUCAAACCAAUGGGUAUGGCUGUUUCGGGUGACAACGAUGCGCUCAAGGCUUACCUACUAGGUAUGGAAAAGGAGUACUUCGACGCCCACAUUGUGGUUCCACCACGUUGUACCUUCAACUCGGUUGCCAAGUUUUUGUCGCCCGCUGAGGUAGCACAAUAUGAGGGAGAUAUCAAGGAGGCGCCAUUUUAUAAAGAUUUGCAGAGCUAUCAUAAGGGCGACUUUAUUGCACACAUUGCUGGGAAAAACAACAAGAUUGACACUACCGCAAUGAUACUAAAGGAUGCCAUAUGA
This is a messenger RNA of Phaeodactylum tricornutum CCAP 1055/1, 975 nucleotides long. RefSeq lists its product with no specific name. Lineage: Eukaryota; Bacillariophyta; Bacillariophyceae; Surirellales; Neidiaceae. The record is from RefSeq and is a predicted model, not a curated record. Gene Ontology annotation, cellular component: Golgi membrane. Gene Ontology annotation, biological process: protein N-linked glycosylation. Gene Ontology annotation, molecular function: glycosyltransferase activity. The coding region runs from base 1 to 975 and encodes 324 amino acids. The transcript has a single exon.